GGGAUCAAGCCGGCAUGGGGCGGCCGCGGUGAUGGAGGAGAGAAGGCGCCGGAGCCGGUAAUCAACUGGUAUUCUAGCAUGGACACUGUUGCUAGCCAUAGUUGUCAUCUUCUCCAGCAGCUACAUGAACAGCGCAUUCAAGGCCUUCUCUGUGACUGCAUGUUGGUAGUAAAAGGCGUCUGCUUCAAAGCACAUAAAAAUGUAUUAGCUGCUUUCAGUCAGUAUUUCAGGACCCUGUUUCAGAAUUCUCCAGGCCAGAAGAAUGAUGUCUUUCACUUGGACAUUAAAAAUGUAGGUGGCAUAGGCCAGAUCUUGGACUUCAUGUACACGUCACACCUUGAUCUUAGCCAGGACAAUGUACAAGCUAUGUUGGAUAUUGCACAAUGUCUGCAAGUGCAAAAUGUGCUGAACAUUUGCCACACUUUUUUAAAAUCCUCCACAGCUGUAGAGUCUCCUGCCAGCAUGCCUUGCAAUAGUGUGUUCUCCUUGCAAAGUACUUUGGCUACAGAGACUAACUGUGUGAAUGAAAGUUACGGUACUAACUUAGUGCAUGAAUGCUCAUCAGAUGCACAAGCGAGUAAAGUGUUGGAUGACCACCAUUCCCACGGAUCACAAUCUAUUAAUCUUCAUACUUCCUCCGGUGAUGUACAGAAACAGACACAAGACUCCUUAGAUGGUAAUUGCACAGAGCUCCCAUUUAAACAGCCAAAUUACUAUUAUAAACUGCGCAACUUUUAUAGCAAGCAGUUCUACAAGCAGAAUGCAUGUUCCAACCAUGAGAGAAUAACAGAACAGUCCUUUGCUUUCAAUACAUCUACUGAACUAAGUACGGUAGAGAGCAAUUCUUGUACUGUCAAUCAAUCUGAAUGUAUUUUGGAAUCCUCUGACCACUUACCCUCCAACUUUCUGGUUCAAUCCUUGAAUGAUUCUGCUCCAGACCAAGAUUUGGAAAGCACAUCCUUGCAGCCUACCAAACAGAUGCGGUUGAAAAAGGCAAUACACCUUAAAAAACUGAAUUUUCUAAGAUCACAGAAGUCUGCAGAACAAUUGUCUGAACCUAAGAGAGAUGUCAAAAGUAUAACAAGGGUAAUUGAAUCUGUAAAUGAAAGUACCAUGGAGAUGAUAAAUAUUAAUGCUGUUGAAGGAAAAGAAACUGAAGAUCUUGUGAGUUCAGAGAGUUUUGAACAAACUAUUGAAAUGGAAAGAUCUCAAGGUCCUUCAGAACAAGAUGAGCAAUCACAGAUUCUUCAGUCACAGAGGCAAUAUACUUGUGAAUUAUGUGGAAAGGCUUUUAAACAUCCAAGCAAUUUGGAGCUCCAUAAAAGGUCUCAUACAGGUGAGAAACCUUUUGAAUGUAACAUUUGUGGGAAACACUUCUCACAGGCAGGUAACCUACAGACUCAUUUACGUCGGCACUCUGGUGAAAAACCAUAUAUUUGUGAAAUCUGUGGGAAAAGGUUUGCUGCUUCUGGUGAUGUACAGCGUCACAUUAUUAUUCACUCUGGAGAAAAACCUCAUUUGUGUGAUAUCUGUGGCAGAGGGUUUAGUAACUUUAGUAACUUAAAGGAACACAAAAAGACCCAUACAGCAGAUAAAGUAUUCACCUGCGAUGAGUGUGGAAAGUCAUUUAACAUGCAACGGAAGUUAGUAAAGCACAGAAUUAGGCACACAGGAGAAAGACCAUACAGCUGUUCAGCAUGUGGAAAAUGUUUUGCAGGGUCUGGUGACCUACGCAGACAUGUGCGGACUCAUACAGGAGAAAAACCCUAUACCUGCGAGACCUGUAACAAAUGCUUCACUCGUUCUGCUGUUCUGCGGCGGCACAAGAAAAUGCACUGUAAGUCCAGUGAUGAGGGACCAAAUACACUAGAGGAAUUUACUCAGGCAAUUGAAACUUCUGAUCUUGAGAAAUCUCAGGGUUCCGACUCGUUUGCCCAAGAAAUGUCUGUUACUUUGUUACCAGUAUCCGUUAAAUUUCCUGUUCGUCCAGCUGGAAAUUCAGCUAAUGAAUUUGAUAGUUCUGCAGGAUCUUAUUGCAAGUUGCGGUCAAUGAUUCAACACCAUGAGUCUACAAUCCAACAGAAAUUGAGUCUGGAUCCCGCUGAACUCCCAAAACCUCAGACACAACAAACUCCUCAGCCACCUUUCACUUACACAGAGGUAGAUGUAUCACCUGCAGAAGAACCCCUACAAUCUGAUAAUAUUUCUAUGAUUCGUUCAUCAAUGACAACCUUGGAUGGUCAUUGUGGUGACCCCCUGGGCAAUCGUGCAUCUUCUGCUGCAUAUAGGAGUAAUGAAGGACCAUUCUUUUCCAGUAUGACCCUGUGGGGCUUAGCUAUGAAGACCUUGCAGAAUGAAAGCGAGUUGGAUCAAUGA
Molecule: messenger RNA, 2376 nt
Organism: Emys orbicularis (European pond turtle)
Lineage: Eukaryota; Metazoa; Chordata; Testudines; Emydidae
Gene: ZBTB49
Product: zinc finger and BTB domain containing 49
Exons: 8
Coding region: 79-2376 (765 amino acids)
Biological process (GO): regulation of transcription by RNA polymerase II
Cellular component (GO): nucleus
Molecular function (GO): DNA-binding transcription factor activity, RNA polymerase II-specific; protein binding
Source: RefSeq, a predicted model, not a curated record